GCACAUUUAUACUUAUCAAUUUCAUAGUCGUAAAAUCUUGUAUUGUCUAAUUUAUCAUCACACAUUUGAUAGACUAAUGCUCAUUCAUAUACAGAGAUAUUUUUCUCCUAGUUUUAUCUGUAUAUAUUUUCUUAUUCUUAGAUCUUUGUUAUUACACGGGCCUUUCGCUUCCGUUGUACUACUACCUUGUUGUUGCUAUUGUUUGUUGCUUCCUUUUCACUGUUCCUUGAGUCGAGGGUCUAUCGGAAACAGCCUCUCUAUCUUUACAAGGUCACAACUGGUGUUUGAUUCCAAAUAGAAAGACAAAAUGAAGAACAAUGCAGCAAUUAAGUACCUAAAGCAUGUGAUUUCAGUACUAACCACAAUGGCCAAAUCAAAAUCAACAGCCAUCAAAAGCAAAACUGAAGCUCUAAAAACUAGGCUAGAAGUCCUAUCAUUGUUGAAAUCCAAGAAACUCUCUUUUUCAGGGCUAGGAACUAAGGCCAUUUCUCACAAGAUCCAUUCACUAUUAGGCCAUAAAGAAGAAGAUGAAGAAUCCCAAGAUCAUGAAAAUGAAAACAACAAGGCCAUUGUACUUUACAACAAUGCUCCUGAAGCGAGUGAAGAUUCUUUACACUGUCAGUAUAACGACCAAAAUAAUCAGGAGAUACUAUUAUUGAGCAACGGCGAAAAGUAUGAUGAUUAUGAUGAUAAGUAUCCGGAUUUGACACAUUCGUUGUUCGAUGAAGAGGAUGAAUAUUUAGGUGAUCCAAAUGCAUCAGCUAUAGAUAUGGUGAGGAAUUUCAAAGAGGAAGAAGGACAGAAUUUCGUACUAGAAGACGAGAUCGAUAAUGUGGCUGAUUUGUUUAUCAGGAAAUUCCAUAAAAAGAUGAGGUUGCAAAAGCUUGAAUCUUUCAAAAGGUAUCAAGCAAUGCUACAAAGAGGGGCUUAAUUAUAUAUUAAAGUUGUUCCAUUUGCUUCUGCAAUAUUGCAACAGUAUUUCAACUCCACUUUUAGCUAUCAAGUGUUUUCUUCAUUAUCUGUAGCUUCUUCUUCUUUUCAUUUUUCCUUGAAUAAAUUUUAUGUCCUUUGUCCCUAAUAGCCACACACACAAAAAAGAAGAAGCUUGUGUACUAAUUAGUUGGGGAAAAAUCAUUAUUCUACACUGUAAUAAUAAUGAUUUCCUAGUCAGAUAACAUAUUAGUUUCUAAAAUCUUGUUAAUCCUGUUGUCUAUUAUUUUGGCAUUUAUAUUGUUUUUUG
This is a messenger RNA of Nicotiana attenuata, 1240 nucleotides long. RefSeq lists its product as uncharacterized. The transcript is spliced from 2 exons. The record is from RefSeq and is a predicted model, not a curated record. NCBI's taxonomy places the organism in Eukaryota, Viridiplantae, Streptophyta, Magnoliopsida, Solanales, Solanaceae. Bases 308 to 931 code for a protein of 207 amino acids.